AAGGGAUCUCGCACAACUUUGACCUCGUGAGUCGAAGGCGAUCCUCGGGAGGCUUCUCUCAACACGCAGCACGUAACUCGGCCUUUUGUCUUUGCUGUGGGCUUAAAUAGACAUUUUAAACUACAUUAUUUUGUCCUGGUUUGGUUUACUUUGCCUAAAACUCUGUGACAUGUUAACAUAGAUCUGACUUUGGAGACUUUACUAGGUCGGGUUGACAAAGGUGCAAAUAGUAUUGAGGCCCUUUAGUUUUACUUUAGUAAGAUUCUUGUCUGUUAACCCAGGUGUUAAUACUGUAAUGCUUUUAUACUGAUCGUGCUUCCACAUAGUCUCACUGAAAGGCUGAGAAAUGGAGUGUCAAUGUGAAAACAAAUCUGAGGAUGCUGUUACAGGCUGGAUGAGCAGCAGCACUUCCCACAUGGGGGCCUUCACUGUGGUCGGGUACCUCCUCUACAGGUUCUCGCAGACUCUCCCGGCUCUGAUCCGAUGGCCAAUUCGUCUCUUCUGCUCUCUAACUGGCCUGUCGUCUCUCUGGAGCUGGGUGAGCCACCUGGUGGGAACCCUUCGUGGGAUCCAGGGUCUGUGUAAAUGGCUGUCUCGGAUUUGGCGGUUUGCGGGAGCAUCUUCCUCCAAGUUGAAGGGGCUGGUCGCUGCCAUCACAGGGUCAUCCGCGGUUGAUCCAGAGAUGGAUCGGACAAACAGACCCGGCCUGAGGCUGAUCGUCCUCGGGCCCAGAGGUGGAGGACGGACGUCCCUGGCCGAUACUUUGUUGGGCGACAGUAAGAAGACGGCGCCCACGGGUCCCCUGAUGGAGAGCACCAGGAGAAGGUCGCUGAUGGAUGGCACAGAGGUGACGGUGAUCGACACCCCGGAUCUUUUGGGGCCGUCGCUGGGGGUCAACGAGAGAGCCAGGGAAGCUCUGAGGAGCCUCCAGCUCGCCAGUCCUGGACCGCACGCCUUCCUGCUGGCAACGCCGGCCGGGGGCUCCAGCACGGGGGUCGAUCAGGAGACGGCUGAGGCGAUGCAAUCCACCCUUGAGCUGUUCGGAGACGGGGUGGCCGGGUACGUCAUACCAGUCCUCACCCACGGCGCGCGCCAGGGUCGGAGGCACACAGAAGGCCGGGGGCCCGACGUGGACUCGGAGGCUGUGGAGAGGGCGCGGUCUCUGUGCCACCGGAGGCCGGAGCUGGUGGACAACGGGACGGACUGCCCCCCCGAGGCGAAGAGCAGGACGCGCAAGCAGCUGGUGGGACGGGUGAGGGAGAUGAACGGAGGACAUUUCGUCCACGAGCUGCAGAGGAGGGAGGACGCCAUGAGGGAGGAGCUCCUUGCCGACAUGGCCUCCGUACUGGCUGGAAAACUGGGCCACAUGUAAAUGCGAAAAGGGGGAAGUGAAAUGAUGUGUGUGUGUGUGUGUGUUUGACUUAAUGUGUGAGGGUGGCUAUUUGUAUAUUUGCAUAAUAUACAAAGUAUAUUUGUCCAAAUGAAUUCAUCACCUUUGGCCGCCUCAUGGUUUUCGACAUGCUGCAGGUGCUUUUGGUUUGAUUUUUUGGCAAAGCAUACUUUGUUGUAAUUCUUUCAUGUCAGUGUAUUCUUUUGUAAAGGCCCAGACCUCAUGUGUUCUCACACUGCUCCAAUGCUUGGCCCUCCCUUAUCCUUAAUAAUUUAAGGGUAAUAUCAAACUUUAAAGAUGGGCCGGGGAAAUAAACUGAAGUCACAUUGUUGCGGUUUGCUUUCCCCAGAAGCCUCCGGAAAAUGCAGCAUGAAUUUGUGAUAUAUAUUUAUCUUUAGAAAGAUUCUACUUUGAUCACAUAGUAUCAAUAUCAUCUCUUCUGAUGUUGUCAAUGUAGUGUCGGGUAAAUGUUUCUCUGAUCAGUGAGCGUAUUCAUCAAAAAAGACCUUCUACAGACAAAUCAGGUUCCUUACAAUGAGAGCAU
Pungitius pungitius (ninespine stickleback) is the source of this 1934-nucleotide messenger RNA. RefSeq names its product GTPase IMAP family member 4-like. Lineage: Eukaryota; Metazoa; Chordata; Actinopteri; Perciformes; Gasterosteidae. Gene Ontology annotation, molecular function: GTP binding. The transcript has 7 exons. The coding region runs from base 347 to 1372 and encodes 341 amino acids. The record is from RefSeq and is a predicted model, not a curated record.